Alosa sapidissima (American shad) is the source of this 888-nucleotide messenger RNA. RefSeq lists its product as uncharacterized. The coding region runs from base 62 to 805 and encodes 247 amino acids. Lineage: Eukaryota; Metazoa; Chordata; Actinopteri; Clupeiformes; Clupeidae. The record is from RefSeq and is a predicted model, not a curated record. The transcript has 2 exons.
UUGUUCACUUGUUCAUAAGUUGAUUAAGAGAUUGGCUGAUUUUUUAUUUACUCGUGAUUUGAUGUGGUUUACUUGUUUUUUGACCUGCUGCCUGGCAGGACGGCAGCAGGGCAAUGGAGAUACCAAAAAAACAACUAAGAAGAAAGUUAAGAAAUACAAACUGGAGGAAUUGAGGAGCGAACUUGAAACUUUGGGUGUUAUUGUUGAUGAAGACAGUCACAAAAACAAAAGGAAGACAAAAAGGGAACUCCGCAAACUCCUCGUCAGGAAACUACAACAGGUGGACUUGGAUAGCGCUAGAAAGGACAUCCAUGGCAAGACCAUCAAGACAGCUGAGGAUAGCAAGGAGGGCUUCACUCUGAACAUCGAUAUUCCUGAGGAUGUCGUGAGAGUCAUACAUGAUCUGGAUGCUUUUCUUAACAAAGAGAUGGAAGAAAUGGAAACCAAUGAAAACAGGGAAAUUGAUGUGAAAUUCAUGAUGAACAAUCUUUUGGAUGCAGUUGAGAAGAUAAAUGGCAAAGACGGAAAAGAGCUUGAGACCGAGGAACGGCAGAGGGAACAUGACGUGAAAGCUAUACUUGACAGUCUUCUGGGUGAAGUGGAUUCAACACUGGGUUUGAACAGAGAAGAGGAAAAGGUGAAAGUGUCGAGUCCUUGCAGUGGAGACCAGAGGGAGGAGAAGACAGGAGAGGAGGUCCGCUUCUGGAUUGCCAGAGAGGACAAGAGGAACCCUUACUGGUUCAUCCCCAGGAGGAGGUUUCGAGGGGUGGACAGAAAUAGCACAAUACAGGAGACCGACUUGUGAUGAAUCGACAGGGACAUCAAACAACACCAAUAUCAUCACAUUUCUUUCCAUGUCCGCUGUUUUUAUUAAACACCUUUCACAGA